UGCAAAAGUUGUCUAAUAUGCGAGGGGAACACGAACAGCUGCGUCUUGCUUCGCCCCGCGCAUGCGCACUCCCAGUCAUCGCCUGAGAAGCAGACAUGGCGACGUCCCUGAUCUGCGGCCGUUUGACGGCUAGCCUGAGGAAUUCGGGGCCCAGAGGCGCCAUUAGCUCCGCUUCCAAGGUUCUGGCGGGUUCUCCGGGCCUGUUUGGAGGCCAUGCGUCGUCAUCUCCACCGCUGCAACAGCAGCAGCAGAGGAGCCUGUCUCUGCACGAGUACAUGAGCAUCAGACUGCUGAAGGAUGCCGGCAUCUCCGUUCCCGCCGGCAUGGUGGCCAGCUCUUCAGAUGAGGCUUACACUGUUGCUAAGCAGAUCGGAUCCAAGGAUCUGGUGGUAAAAGCUCAGGUUCUGGCGGGGGGCCGAGGGAAAGGGACGUUCGAGGGCGGGCUGAAGGGAGGCGUCAGGAUCGUCUACUCGCCUGAGGAGGCGCGGGACAUUUCCUCGCAGAUGAUCGGUCGCAAGCUGUACACCAAGCAGACGGGCGAGGCGGGUCGCAUAUGUAACCAGGUGUUCAUCUGUGAGAGACGUUACCCACGCAGGGAGUACUACUUUGCGAUCACAAUGGAGAGGUCCUUCCAGGGUCCCGUGUUGAUCGGUAGCUCGCAGGGGGGAGUCAACAUCGAGGACGUGGCGGCGGAGAAUCCCGAUGCCAUUGUCAAGGAGCCCAUUGACAUUGUCGAGGGCAUUAAGAUGGAGCAAGCACUGAAGGUGGCACAGAAGAUGGGCUUCCCGCAGCCACUGCAGAAGGAGGCGGCAGAGAACAUGAUCAAGCUGUAUAACGUCUUCAUCAAGUACGACGCCUCCAUGUUGGAGAUCAAUCCCAUGGUGGAGGACUCCUCUGGGAUUGUGAUGUGCAUGGAUGCCAAGAUCAAUUUUGACUCCAAUGCUGCCUACCGCCAGAAGGAGGUUUUCGACCUGCAAGACUGGACCCAGGAGGAUCCCCGAGACCGUCAGGCGGCCAAGGCUGACCUCAAUUACAUCGGUCUGGACGGAACCAUUGGAUGCCUGGUGAAUGGCGCGGGCCUGGCUAUGGCCACCAUGGAUAUCAUCAAGCUGCAUGGAGGUACGCCCGCCAACUUCCUGGACGUGGGCGGCGGGGCCACCGCCCACCAAGUCACCGAAGCCUUCAAGCUCAUCACAUCAGACAGGAAGGUUCAGGCAAUCUUGGUCAACAUCUUCGGAGGCAUCAUGAGAUGCGAUGUCAUUGCUCAGGGCAUCAUCAUGGCUGUUCGAGACCUGGACCUCAAAAUUCCCAUUGUCGUGCGACUCCAAGGUACACGUGUGGACGACGCCAAAGCUCUGAUCGCUGCCAGCCCGCUGAAAAUUCUGGCCUGCGACGACCUGGAUGAAGCGGCCAAAAUGGUGGUAAGGCUUUCGGAAAUUGUCUCACUGGCGAAAGAAGCGCAAGUGGACAUCACCUUUCAACUUCCUAUCUGAUCUCCUUCCCCUCCCCGACUGCAAGCACUUCCUGUUUGACAUCGCCAGGACACUCCCCACCCAGAAGUAGACCCGCGUCCUUCCUCUGUGGCCUGAUGGUGGUGCUAUUACACUUUUGCUAGCUUCUUUAGUUUCUUUUCCUCUCAACGGAUUUAAAUACUUUAAUGUGCACAAGUACACACUCCACACGCUACAUACACACUCCACAUGCACUCUUGUGUUGGUCCCUACACACAGUCUCACACACCUGCAUAUGCACACAAACUACACAAAAUCCUUACUACACUCACACACACACACACACACACAGACAAUCCUUACUACAUGGUGGCUGCUUAUUUUUGUGAUUUCCAAUGGAGAUGAAUUGUCAUGGAAGCCAUUUCGAGCGUAAAAUACAUCAGGAAAUGAUUGUCAUAAAGCAAAACUGUCCCCCGAAUGGCAACCCCUACGAGCGAAUGUGGCGGAGCGAUAACGCCUCUACCGGUAAGCGACUCAAUUUCCUCCCGGAUAACAUGACUGAUAAACAACACAGCGGCGGUGAGUUUCAGGCAGAAGAUUGCAAGGUUCCGUAUACCCCCCCAAAACACUCCCAGGUUGCCCCCGCCUUUAGCAGCCGUUUUAUGUCGUAAUGAUUGAGUGCAGUAUCACUAUCAAAUCAAAUAGGAUAUCAACACAAUUGUGAAAAUGAUAUUUGGAGUAUGAUAAAGUAUCGUCAUGACGCAAUGUCACUAUUUGAACAUUAACAUCAUACUCUCACGAUAUGAAAUUUAUCGUAGUACCGUGAUUGGCCACUCAUCUGGUUGUUUGGACAAUGCUAGUGAUACUUUCACAAUACAAUAUGAUAUUUUACCAGCGUUAGGCACAACAGGAAAUAUUGAUAUAACAUUAACAAUUAGUAUCGCAUUAUUAUAGCUAUUUUAAUACCUUCACUAUAUUUGAUAACAGUAGUAAUCGCAAUUGUCUUUAUCCAAAUAUUGUAUCAAGAUACAGUGUCUGGAUAUUUGGCAAAGUCAAGCAAUACUACCCAAUAUUUCUCUAAUGAUAAAGACAGUAUCAUGAUAAAAUAUCUCAAACUUUAGACAAUGAUGUUGAUGCUAUCAUAAGCCAAUAUUUGACCAACAAUAAAGUAUCACAAAAAGAUAUCACUCUAUUAUGGCAACUUUAGUAAUUGAUACCCUAAUAUUUGGACAAAGGUAGCAAAACCAACGUGGUUCAACAAUAUUUGGCAAAUAUUUUAUACUCGCCAGGAAAUGUUGAUACUUAUACAGUGUUAGUUAUACACUCACAAUUUUCAAUCACAAUGGUAUCAUAUUGCAGUGUAUAGUCAGCAAAGCAAUAUCACAAUAUUUAAAAGUUAGUAAUAUGUUGAUACCUUAUCUCUGACUAAAUAUUGUAUCACGAUUUGAUGUCUCAGUAUUUGGUGAAUAUAAUCAAUGCUAUCGUAUUUUAGAGUCAGUAUUUGGCCUCCAUUGGCAGUUAGUACCACAAUAUUCAGGCAAAAGUGAUUGGUGAAAAAACUGCCACAUACAAUAUCUCAAUAAUUGGCCAAUAAUAGCAGGAAUACUCAUAUCUAGUUUUAUUUAUAUGCUUUGAUAGUGGUACUGUCAUGUAGAGGAAUUAUCACGAUGAAAAAAACAGUAUAUGAUGCCAGUGUAAUGAUACUGUACCACGACAGAUAGCGAUACAAUGAAUUGUGACUGAGAUAAUGAAACCAUUAAUAUCGAGAGAUGAGGAUACAAUCCAUCGAAACUUGACACCGCUGUACCAAUACGGAAUCACAAGAGAUCGUGAUACGGUGUGACAUCGAUACAUGAUGGCCCCGUAUUGGAAAAGGUACCUCGUGGUAUUCCCAAUUUAGCUCAGUCCUAAAAAGUACCCAUUUGUUGUGUUUCCACCCACACACACACACACACAUUUUUUUUUUCCCCUUCCACGUGUUAGCUGCUAUCGACACUGAUCUCAUCCUGGUGAAUUAUUCACCGCUGCUGUAAUAGAUUUUUUUUUUUUUUUUUUUUUUUUUAAAUUAUGAAGAAGCAGCCGAUUCAGCUUCAGCUCCCCCGGGGGCCUGAGGGAGUCUAAAUGUGGAGUCGUCACAGUAAAUCACCUCGUGGGAUUUAAAAUUAAAAAUGUCCUUUUGAUUCAAAGGCGUUAUUACGUGGGAGGCUAAAAUGUCGCAUGGCAGCUUUCUCUUUGUCUCUGUUACUUUUUUCCUCACGUUACAAGCCAACACUGAAUUUGAUCCUCUUUGGGUGAUAUUUAUUUGCUUCGACGUGACAACAGUAAUCUACAUUGCUAUAUUUGGACAACCACUAUAGAGCUGGGAUAGGCUCCAGCACUCUCGCGACCCUCGUGAGGAUAAGUGGCAAAGAAGAUGGAUGGAUGGAUGGAUCAACAUAUUUGCACAAAGGUCGCAAAACUAUCUCAAAACAAUAUUGUGAUGUUUGGUUAGCAAUUGAGUAUCACACUGUUUGGGCAAUGGUGAUAUUUACCUCAUAAACCCUGAAUCACAUUACGAUAUUUUGCCAAUGAUAAAGACAAUAUGGCGACACAAUUUUGGGCCUAGUUGCGCAUGGUGUCGGUCUGAUGCUUGGCAAUGGAUGGACUCUGUAUCGUGAUAUGACAUUGCUGUAUUUGGUAAUUUUUGUAUCGCAAUACGGUGGAAGACUGGUUAGCACAUCUGCUUCACAGUUCUUCAGAGUUUCUCCGAGUACUCCCGUUUCCUCCCACUUCCUAAAAACCAGCAGAGUUGGUUAAUUGAAGACUCUAAAUUGCCCAUAGGUGUGUAUCUGAGUGUGAACGGUUGGUUGUUUCUACGUGCCCUGCGAUUGGUCAGCGACUUAGUUCAGGGUGUACCCCGACUUGCCCGAAAAUAGCUUGCGUAGGCUGUAGCGUGGCCGCGACCUUAGUGUGGAUAAGCAGUACGGAAAAUAUAUGGAUGUAUUACAAUAGGAUAUUGUUGCUGGUGAUAUUAUCGCGACAUGAUAUGAUAUCUCACAAUAUUCAGACACCUAAAAGUGUACCAUUUUGCAAUAUUCGAUUAUAAUAAUGGAUAAUACAUAAGUGGAAUAUUUAGCGAAUGAGAGCGAUAUGAUGUGAAAUCAUGGUAAUAUUCUGUGCAAUAUCCUGAUAUUUGUUAAAAUGUAGCUAUCACUAUAAUAUUGGCGUAUUUUUCAACCAUUGUAUCACCUGAAUCGCAAUUUGUAUUUUGAUAUGGUAUUACAGUAUUUGUUGACAAGUUUCCUUUACCGAAUGGUUGGAUUUGAGCCAAGAUAGUGAAACUAUCAGGACACUAAAUCACAAUUUUGACAAUAGUAUCACAAUAUGGUCCCGCAAUAUUUUGGCUAACGAUAGUGACAGUAUUGCAAUACAAUGUCACUGAAUUUGCCAAUGAUAUCAUAGUGGUGUUGUGAUAGACAGAAAUAUAGAGAAAAAAAACUCUUUUUGAAGCAUAAGUGUUGACGACAAUCGCCUGUCAACACUGUACCAUGAGGGAUAUCAUAUCAUCUGUGCCAAUAACAAUACUGUACUGAGACUGACAAAACACACUUUGUGAGCGCUCGCUAUGCACCCCCAUCCAGCAUAUGUUCCAGCGCCAUCAUGCCACAUGGGAAGUGAACCACCCUCAACAACCCUUUUGUGUUCUUGUUUGUUCUUGUGACACAAGCGUUGUAAAUAACCAAAGUUGAUGCUCUGCCUCUGUAAAAUAUUUCUGCUUCUUUAUUCAUUAAAGACAAGAAGAAUAG
Molecule: messenger RNA, 5236 nt
Organism: Syngnathoides biaculeatus (alligator pipefish)
Lineage: Eukaryota; Metazoa; Chordata; Actinopteri; Syngnathiformes; Syngnathidae
Gene: sucla2
Product: succinate-CoA ligase ADP-forming subunit beta
Exons: 11
Coding region: 96-1493 (465 amino acids)
Biological process (GO): tricarboxylic acid cycle; succinyl-CoA metabolic process
Cellular component (GO): mitochondrion; succinate-CoA ligase complex
Molecular function (GO): succinate-CoA ligase (ADP-forming) activity; ATP binding
Source: RefSeq, a predicted model, not a curated record